This is a messenger RNA of Bombus pyrosoma, 857 nucleotides long. Its product is annotated as putative fatty acyl-CoA reductase CG5065. The transcript is spliced from 3 exons. Bases 56 to 388 code for a protein of 110 amino acids. The record is from RefSeq and is a predicted model, not a curated record. NCBI's taxonomy places the organism in Eukaryota, Metazoa, Arthropoda, Insecta, Hymenoptera, Apidae.
UUUGCCUGCGGCCGUGAUAGAUAUCUUUUCAAGACUUCGAGGUAAUAAACCAAUAAUGAUGAAACUCCUAAAAAAUUGCAACAAGCUGUUCACAUCGGUAGCGUAUUUCACCACGAACGAAUGGACUUUUCAAAGGGAUAACUGUUCCGACUUGGCGAGGAAGGUGAAAAUGUUAAACGACAGCUAUUUGGUCAAACUAGAUUUACGGGAUAUGAAUUGGGAGAAGUACGUUGCAAAUUAUCAGAUGGGAAUUAGGACAUUUAUUCUGAAACAAGACUUUAAUUCAACAGCCCAACAACGGUUAUCAAGGUUGUACUGGAUACAUCAGAUCACAAAAAUGUCUGGUAUAAUGAUCUUACUAUGGAUAAUAUACUGUAUCGUGUACUGACUAUUUGAAAGUUAUUUCUUCCGUUUAAACCAAAGGAAUAUAAAUACAAUUUUAUGAAGAAGGGAUUCAUCAUCCUUUUCAUUUUGUCUCUUCACUCGUCUCCUUUCUAAAUAAAUCUACUUAUGACAUUGCUUGUUUUUUUUUUAUAAAAGUUUAAUAAGAAUGCAUGUAUUUAUACGUUCAUGAUUUCGGAGCUGUAAGCAAUUCAUAGAUGACGAUUUCUGUACUCCUUGAUGUUUGUAGUAAAAUAACUUUUACGAAUGUUUAUGUAUUAUCUUCAAAUAUACAUAAAUUCAUUCAAAGAUCAUAUUCAAAGAUCCUUCUACUUAAAUAAGACAUAAAAUAUAUGCUGCACUGAAAUAUUCAAUUAUUAAUUUUUCCGCAAAAAUUCUACGACGUGUCCUUGUGUUGUCCUUGUUGUACUGAACAACAAAACAAUUAUAUAGAAAAAAAUAAUGUUUACAACGAA